GGGGAGGCGUCUUGGGGGAGCUGUAAAGGCGCCCGCUGAACGAAAGUGACGAGGACGGUGAGGAGGCAGGCCGGACAGGUCACCCCGAUGGUGAGUACCUAGAAAGGCAGUAUAAUGGCAACAGAAGAAGAUGAUGACGAUGAUGCAGUGACAUUUUCUAGUGGGUUGUGUGGUGUUUCCCCUGGUAGAAGAGAGGAUAAUGAUGAGAGUUCAGUGGAUAUUUAUGACGGGUUAGACAACACUCCAAUUGUUUUUGAUAGUCUUGCUACAAAAGCAACCCCAACCGGAAGUAGUUUAAAUCUGUUUGAUGAGAUCCUGAUUGCAGAAGGGACAGCAAAGGAAACUUCAUAUAAUGAUUUGCAGGCCAAACAUGAGAAAUGUCUGCAGCAACUUCAAGAGUUGAUGAAGAAGCUUCAGGAAAUACAAGAACAGAAUUCCGCUCUACAAAAGGAAAACCAGUCCCUUAAAAAGAAUAUUUCGGCUCUUAUCAAAACGGCAAGAGUAGAAAUUAAUCGCAAAGAUGAAGAAAUCAGUAAUCUCCAGCGAAGGUUAUUAGCAUUUCCAGUUCAUCAGAUUGCCUACAGUAGAACAUACUUUGCAGCACCAAUUAAUAAUAAUGCAAGGAACUUUGUAGGAUUGGAAAAAAAUAAAUGCAAAGAUUUGCUUCUGGAAAAGAAUCCAAAAAUAGAUUCUAGGACUAAACCUGUCAUUCCUAAAGACGUUCCUCACAGUUAUCUAUCUUGUGAUACAGAGAAUCAGAAAAUUCAUUCAGAAAAAAGAAACACUCCAUAUGUACCUAGACCUCAUCCUGAACUGCUUCACAGUGAUGCUGAUUCAAGGCUGACAAAUAGUAACAAUUCUUCUGACAAAGAAAAGGGGAAAAAAGAAAUAAGAAAUGAUGAGCAUCAUAGCAAGGAGAAUGACUGCAGGCACAAAAACAAAAGACACGAAAAUAUGGGCAGCAUCACAGAUGGAAAGUUGCAGGUUAAGCCAGAAAAAACAGUCGGACCAAGUAAAGACAAUAAGAACUCAAAGCUUAAAAGCAGCCCUUAUUUAGAACAAAGAACUGAUACAUUUCCUUCCCCUUUGGAGAAACAACCUCUUAAUGAUCGAUUACCCUCAAAAACAGAAUACUCUGGGAAUGUUAGGAGUGAAAAGUCACAAAACAUAAAGCAGAAAGAUCUGAAAACACAGAACAAAGAUGAAAGCAGUAGUGGACAGAAGACCAGUCCUGAAAGGAAUCUUGAACAAAAAAAGAGGAAAGGUAAUAACAUUAGCGGUCCACCUGAAAAAAUUUCAAGUGCUCAAAAAUCAAGUAAAAGCUAUGUGGAAGACAAAAAGGUAAAAGACAGCAGUAACAGAAAAAACAGAGGAACAAAUAAUCAUGAAUUCCAAAAAAAGAAACUGUUGUCCCCAUGUCCUCCAACUUCUAGCAAAAAACACAAACACAGCUAUUCUAAGGAAGAGAGUAGUAAACAUGAAGUUGAAAGCAUGCAUUCAAAAUCCAAGAGACAUCGAACUGAAGAGAAAAGGGAAAACAAGAGAGUGACCCUUGGAGAAAGCAAGACUUUUCAGACUGAAAGAACAGAUUCGAAGGAAUUGCCGCAAAGAACAGCAAAAGUUGUGAAUAAAGUUAAGGACUGCACUGUGAGAGAAAAAAAUCAACCUUUCCCAUCACAGGAAACGACCAAGGUAGCAGGUGGCUCGGAGGAGCAAAAGCCCACAAAAAUUAGAAGAGAUGAAGACCAGUCAAAAAGCAAAGACCUAAAACUGAGUUUUAUGCAGAAACUGAAUUUAACACUUUCUCCUGCAAAAAAGCAAACAGGUGAACUCAGACAAGUAGGACAAUCCCCCAGUGGAUGUGAUGGAGAGAUUCCAGGUAAACCUAUUAGUACUACUGCAGCUAAGCAAAAAACCCCACCAUCAGUACCAAUCCCUGAUAUUCCUGUUCCAGCCAAUUCAAAGCAAGUAGUUUCUAUUUCAGAUACCAAAGCGGAAAUGGGAACUGAGAGCCUGUCAGAAAUACUGAGUACAGAGUCAUCUAAGGAAACAUCAAACCUGCAAAACACAGUGCAGUGUGAACUGGUUGAUAACCCACAUGAAGCCAGCAAUGAUAUUGGAGAAGCUGAGGAAACACUUAGGCUUCCUAGCAUGGGAAGCCCCUUGAAUCAAGACACACUUCCAGAUGAUAGUUUCAAUGACUUGGAGAUUAUAAAUUCUGUGGAUUUUGAUUCCUAUAGUGUAAUAGAUGAAAUUAGCGGAACAGAUUCAGACUCGCUGAUGGAGGUGGAAGACACUGGUAAUUGUGAAGACGAAAUGGUUGUGGAGCAUCCUGGUAAAGAAAACAACCUUCCUGAACAUGUGUCACAGGCUGUCAAGGAAGAACCCAAAGUAUUGAGUAGAGAUGUGUCAGUAACUGACCAAAAGUCAUGUAACUCCAAGCUGAGCUGUCUUGACCAAGGAAGCCACUUAGAAAAGUUAUGUAAUAAAGGGGUAAAAUCUGCGCCUCUAGCAAGCGAUGCAUACCCAGUCUCUGUCGAUGAUGAGAAUUCAGUACUGAGCAUUGAUCUCAAUCACAUGAGAUGUAUUCCAAAAGCAAUUAGUCCACUUAAUAGUCCAAUACGACCCUUGACUAAAGCACUCAGAGGAGAAAGCCAUUACACAGGACCUGUGAAAAGCUUUAAUACAGAUUUAAUGCCUGAAAGUUCAGCUGUCUGUCCUGCAAGAAGCCUGUCCAGUGAACUCAACAAAGAAAAUCAGAAGCCAUUUGGCACAGAUCCCCAAGUCUUAGAGACAGAAUCGCAACUGAGCGUAUCUUCAGAUGAAUUAGAAGAAGGUGAAAUUGUAAGUGAUGAUGAUAAUUGUAAUAGUGAAAGAAACUCCGAAUACAGUAAAAAAUCAAGAGGAAAAUCAUCUUCUGAAAAAUCCAGUUUGAUCAAUAGUCCACACAACCCGAAACCAAAGACCAUAUCUUAUGAUGAAGACAAAGAAAAAAUGGUUUCUGCAAAAAACAGUAAAAAAAACCCCAGAAUUGGAACUGUGAAGUCCUCUAAAGAAACAAAGAAAAACAAAGCUGUGAAAACUGACUAUCUUGAAAAAAUAGUUCAAAUUAUUGCUGAGCCUUCUACUGUGCAUGAGUUUAUGCAGAUGCUAAAGGCUAUAAGAAAGCAAGUACGUAAAAACUACAUGAAGUUUAAAGUACAGUUUCCAGUACAGCAUUUUCAUAGGAUUAUAGAUUCGGCAAUUUCAAAUUUUACAUCUCUAGUAAAAUAUCUUAACUUCUCAAAAAUGUCUAAAUCAAAUGAGACCUUGAAGUUGAAUCUCUGCGAAGUUAUAGAAUCCAGGCUUAAGCGAAUUAAAAGGAAUAGUACAGUAGAUCAUCUCUUUGAACAGCAACAAUCAGAUAUGAAGAAAAAGUUGUGGAAACUUGUGGACGAGCAGCUUGAUAACCUGUUUGACAAAAUAAAGAAAAUUGUCCUGAAACUGUGCAAUUUAAUAAAUACUGGUAAUGAGAAUGGUGAUGGUAAAUGUAAUAAAAGAAUUAAAGAGAGCCCUAAAUGCCUUAUAGGUCAUAAAACUGGUGGACAAAACCCAAAGAAACAAUCUUUAAAUGCUAGAACUCAAAAGGCUGAAGAACGUGUUCUUCCAAAGCCUGUAGUGGGCAACCAGAUGUCCAGGAGAAGUCCUCAUGAUACAAAUAAAAUGGAUGCACAAAAAAAUACACUUAUGAAAUGUACAAGUUCCUAUACAGAUAAUGCAAAACAAUCUCAAACUAGGGUUGAACUUGUCAAAGAAAAAUCUAUACAGGAUACUGAAUCAGCUUUGAAAACUGGAAAAUAUGAAAAGGAAGGGUCACAACUGGUUGAAAACUCUCACAAGUCUGAUGUUAGCUGUGGACCUCUCACAGAACAGCAGAUGUCUGGCCUAACAUUUAACCUGGUGAAUGAUGCUCAAAUGGGCGAGAUGUUCAAAAGUUUGUUACAAGGGUCUGAUUUUUCAGAAAAGAACGAAGAUUUCAUGGAUGAAAAUCAGUGGGAAUUCCGGACACCUGAAAAACAGCUUCUUAAUGGACAGAACUGUGGAAACGAUACUGUGUAUGAGGCUGAAGAAUCAUUUCCAAAAGAAACCCGAAUAGAGUCAAGGAUACUAGAUGACAUUAAAUGGCCUGUAGUUUCACCUGAAAGAGAUUCAACUUUUUUAACUAGACUUCCAAUGCCUGUUGAUCCAGAUAUUCUAGAUGAAAACUGUAUGUUUGACAUUCCUUCUAGUCCGGCUUUGAAGAAAAGUGAGGCAUGCAUUUUGGAAAAACCAAAAUCACUUGUGUCUUCUAUUCUUCUGGAAGACCUCGCAGUAUCAUUGACUAUUCCAUCUCCUUUGAAGUCGGAUGCUCAUCUUAGUUUCUUGAAGCCUAACAUGUUUGGAUCGGUUCCUGAGGAUGUUCUGAGUGCACAUUUCAGUGAAGAUGCCCAUCUUGAAGAGGAGGAUGCCUCAGAACAAGAUAUUCAUUUGGCUUUGGAAUCUGAUAACUCAAGCAGUAAAUCGAGCUGCUCUUCUUCAUGGACAAGUAUGCCUGCUGCUCCAGGAUUUCAGUAUUGCACAAGCCUGCCAAUGCAGGCAGUAAUAAUGGAAAAAUCAAACGAUCACUUCAUUGUUAAGAUAAGGCGUACCAUACCAUCUACCUCACCACAUCUUGAUCAGGCCUCUCUAGCAAAUGACUCCAUGACCUCUUUUAUUGAGAGAGGGAAUGAUGAAAGUGUGUCUGAAGAAAAAUUAGAUACUUUGAAUCCCAAAGACCUACCACUGGAAGAAAUGGCACUAUCUAAGGAACAGAACAAUAUUACUGACUCUGAGAAUAAGGUGCAUGAUGAUAUUGAAAAACAGCAUAUUCUUAGUUCAUUUGAGGCUACGGAGGAACUGUUGAUCUGUCAUGAAAACCAUCAGCAGGUUCCAGAGCUAUCUGAAUUCCAACAGGAAUCUAAUCCUAGUGCUCCUGACAAUAUGCUUGAGUCUGUAAAGGGUCUGCUUAGUAAUGCCAGACAAGAACAAGAUUGUAACAUGCCUGAGCCUCUUCAUGAGCCACCUAGCAAUACAAGUCAGCAUCAAGGCACUGUUCUGAUUGAAAAUCAAGUAUUGCAUAAUAGUACUGACCCAAAAGAAGCCUCUGAUUUACCUGAUCCACCUGUCGGGAAAUCCUCUAGCUCCUUAGUGUCUUUUAUAGAUCCUUCAAAUAAAACUUGCCAUGGUGAAGAUGUACCAAAUGUCUUUAAGCUACCUCAGACACACUCAUUGAAGGUGCUCCAAAAAAGAGAAGUAUCCUGCGUUACAGCAGAACAGCUUCCAAUCAAUUCUGCAGUAGUUCCACUUAUAGAUGUAUUUUCCUCUGAGGGCCAGUUUGCUGUAGAUAUAGAUUUGACAAAUGAGUCUCCUAUGGAAAAUGAAGUUGAUUCAUGGGAUCUUACAGCAGAAUCUGCUUUAAAUGCUGGAAUUGGAAGUUUACAUAAAGAGGAACAUGAACCAGCAAGCCUGUUGAAGUGUGAUGUUGAUGCAGUUACAGACUUGACAGCAGACUUGCCUGACAAGCCAACUGCAGAUGAGAAUAUUGAAAGAAAAACCGCUUUAAAUAUUGGUAAUCUGGUCCCUGGCAAAGAAAGCAAAAAAAGAAAAAGGGAGAUUGAAGAAACAUCCAGCAUAAAAAUACAAAGAAAGAGCAGUGAACUGCCUUGUAAAAAAAGUGGCAAAAAUAGCAAAAAAUCUAAAGAAACUAUGUCAGUAGCUAAGAGUUCAUCCAGUAAAAAGGCUGCACCAGUUAGAGACAAAGAUUCUUCACCAUCAGCAUCUUCUGCGGCAACAUCAAGUCUGUAUGCCAAAAACAUCAUUAAAAAGAAAGGAGAAGUCAUAAUUUCUUGGACAAGAAAUGAUGACAGAGAGAUUCUAUUAGAAUGUCAGAAAAAGGGACCUUCAGAAAAAACAUUUUCUUCUGUUGCUGCCAAAAUAAAUAAAAGUUCAAAUCAGGUUGAAGAAAGAUUCAAACAGUUAGUGAAGCUGUUCAAUAUGAGAAAUUGCAGUUAGCGACUGUGUUGUUACUGGUGAUGGACUCCUAUGAGUGUUUAUGCACUGUGUGUAUAUGAGAGAGAGAUCCGAGUAGCUGCCUGUUGCUUAUCUUGACACUUAUAAUUUAGAUGCUGUACUUUAUACAUCAUUUUAGAAGAUGUCAGAGAACCCAUAAUGCUUAGCUACACUUCUAGGAGUAGUCAUAUAAGAAUAUAUAAGGGGCAGUUAAGCAGCUGACUCAGUCUGUUUCAGAAAGUAGGAGCACUAUGAAGUUUUGCAGUGUAUUCUGUAAUCCCCUUUGUUCAUUAUGGUACGGAUAUGCUGGAAGUUUUGUAGAGUAGUGUUAUAGCAGCCUUUCCAAGUUUCUGCUGCUAAAGGCAACAAAUGUGUUUUACAUUCUGUGCACAGAGAUGGUUUUUAAUGGCUGAUUUUGCUACUCCUUGCUAACUCAAAACAGCCUCUUUUAAAAGUGCAUCUACAGUGGGCUUCAACACAUGCUUUCAGGGUGCAGUAUGAAUAUGUGCCUUAGGUAAUUUAACCAAGAGUUACACAAUCCAGUACUGAGUAUAAUCUAGAGAAUACAAAGUGGGGAUUGAUCCAAAACAAGUCUCAGUCUGCAGUUUCUUCUGGGCAGAAAGAUCCAAUGUGCAAGAUUUCUCUUUUAGAUCCAGCCACCUGGGAUUCUUGCGCAGAGCCCUCUGCAGGAGCAGUAAUUGGUCCCUAGUGAACAGGGUGGAUUUUAUUCCCCUUCUAAAUAAUUCCUUGGUAUGUCCUCUGAAAUGGUUCUAGCUUCUACACAUGCUUAUGUGAUCGGGGCCUUGAUAUAUUCAUUGUCUCAAGUGUAAUAAUUGGAAAGCAACUACUGGGGCAUUGGGGGUAUUUUGGCAACUAUCUCCGUAGAACACCUUGUGCACAGCAGCAAAAAUCCUAAUUUCAUCUGUAGUCUUACUUCAGAAAGGACAGGGUCCCAGAUGAAUGUAAGAGCUCAACAUAUUUCUUAAAGUGACUUACUGGUAUUCUGAUCUGGAUUCUCUUUUUGGGGGAAGCAGGGGUUGUAAAUUGUAAAGUUUUAAAUGUUUAUACUGUUGUAAAUAUGUGUACAGGGUGCCAUAGUGUGUAAAAUACAUUGUUUAUAUAGUUUGUUUACCUGCAAAUUUU
Messenger RNA from Gekko japonicus, 7209 nucleotides. RefSeq names its product caspase 8 associated protein 2 (gene CASP8AP2). Gene Ontology annotation, cellular component: PML body; mitochondrion. The record is from RefSeq and is a predicted model, not a curated record. Gene Ontology annotation, biological process: Fas signaling pathway; extrinsic apoptotic signaling pathway via death domain receptors. The transcript is spliced from 10 exons. Gene Ontology annotation, molecular function: transcription corepressor activity. Bases 115 to 6069 code for a protein of 1984 amino acids. Lineage: Eukaryota; Metazoa; Chordata; Lepidosauria; Squamata; Gekkonidae.